UCUCACAUCAAAAACGUUCACUGUGAGCGGCUUCACCAGCUCACCAUCGUUCACACGUGGAAGGGGAUGUUGUGUUGUUGUGGUAAAGCGGCCCCGGCAUCGAUCGAGGCAACUUUCUUUGCGGUGGUUUUUGUUUCGUACCGGCCGCUAGGCCAGGUUUCUUCUAUCCAUUGGGUACGGGUUGUGCCGGCUCACUAAAGUUACGGUUGCGUCAGUCUUCUUCGAACUCGACUCGCGAUCAGACGGCGUACCGUGGGUCUUUGUUGAUCGUGCCCAUUCCUGCACGGUGUGAGUGGUUUUGUGUUUUGUACCUUCCGCGCAUUCGUGGACGGAGGGUUUUUUUGUUUGUUGUGUGCCUCACGCGGGAUCACCUGUCAUUUGUGUGUAGAGAAGCAAGCUGGAGACAGUAAGUUUGUUUCGCUUCAUUUAACUACGCCCAACCGGACGAUCGGUGAUCAGUGAUCGGUUGUAACCUAACACGUUCCGUCCAACCAUCGUAUCCGGUUGCAUCAGGAGUGAGCCUGUUAGUGUGUACGAUUAAGUGAGGAAAGGAAAAAAAAAUAAUACAAAACAGCAACUCUCCCUUGAGGGAUUCGACUACAGAGCCUUGUGUUCGUGACGGUGUUUCGCACGAUCUUUCCUAGUGAUCCUAUUGAUCGGUGCAGAAGUGAACAGGAACUGACAACUUGCAUUAAUCGUCCAUCGCCUCAAGUGUUCUCCGUGUCUACUUCACUCACUACAAUGGUGCAAGAUGUGGUGUAAACAAACACUGUUUGUGCGGUGAACGCAAGUUACUGUGUGAAGAAUUCCUUCAAGAGAAAUUACGCAAAUUCCGGUGUACAACAUAUCUGUAUAAAAGUUAAUGUUUGACGAGUUCUAUAACAGAUCUUCAAUGUUAGAAGUGUGAAAAAGUGAUACAGAAAUGAAAUCAACACCUUUGCUUCCAGCUAAGAAACAAAGUCAGGCCUUACCAUCAUCCCCAUCAUCAUCAUCGACAGUCAAUAGUUUGCGUCAUUGAACUUGAAACGAAUAACAAAAAAAACAACUGAAGUCCAGCAUCGAUCGAUCGAAAUUAUGUGUGUACGCUUCGUUGGGUUAGCCUGUUUGAUCAUCACCAACCGAUUGGAUCCGACGGAGCUGCCCAAUGUCCCGCCGUCUUCCUUAGUCUUCAAUUAACAAAAGGGCUAAAAGCGAAGAAAAGAGAGAGAGAGAGAGAGAGAGAGAGAGAGAGAGAAAGAGAGAAAUACAGAACACAGGGUAGAAACCCUCCGAAUUUCCCUCGCAAAAGGGAAUCGCCCACAUUCAACCCUCUUGCUGGUUGCUGGGAAACGUCAUCAUCAGUAAGCAACACGACAGCCGGGAUCGCGACACACACUAAAGUUCCGUUACGGUGGAUCGUCAUUACCGCCGGAUCGGCAUUUUCACAGUGGCCAUUUGGGAAACAAGUGGACCGCACUGUAAAAUCUUCAUCAAGUGCGGUCAUUUGCGGUGCAGCUGCUCAACCCCAUUACAGCAUUAAGCAUUAAGCAGACUGACCGACUGAUAGUGCGACCUCAUCGCGAUCAAGCAUUGAUUACCGAUCGAAGCGUAGCGCUGUGCGGGAACCGCGGAGUGAAGCAUAACAUUCGAGCGAAAUAUGGGUCAAGUGCAGCUGUACAGCGCGUCAAACGAGACGUUUAUGAUCCUUUCACCGAUAAAGAGUUCAGUGAUUGGUUUUCCGAAAAACGCGGGAGUGUAGUACGAUUUGCAUACCGAUUUUACCGAACAAGUGAGAUAAUUAGAAGCACGUUCGUUUGGAGUGGAUUUUAAAGAUGCUUGACACAAUUAGUGAACCAGAAUAAUUAUAGUGAGUUUUGAUAGGAUUUUAUGCUGAAAAGAAGUGAAGGAAAUCGUGUGCCAGUUUACGGUUAGGUCAGAAGUUACCUGUUUACUGAGCGUGGCUCAUUAUUAUAAACCAUGGCGAAUGCGAUCAACAACUGUGAAGUGUACUGUGCUGUAAAACGUUAUGUGCAAUGUGGUAAAAGCUGCUAACCGAAUGAAAGCAAUGGUCACGUACAAUAUGGACGGUUCGCAAAGAAUGAGCCGCCCACGACGCGGUUCGAGUGUAUCCUCCGGCUUCCGGCUAAUGGAUGCCGACCAGCUGGACGCAAUGUCCAGUAUUAGCCGUAACAGUAUAUACAAGCUGAAGAUAGAUGCAAUGUUUGACGACACGAGGUCGAUCAUAAGUCAGCGGUUAGAUGAUCGCAGCUCACAAAACGGCCGUCGCCGCUCAUCGUCGAUCAGUGGGCUGAGUCGGGGCAGUCUCGCCGGUGCCAUCAUAAACGAUCGUGACAAUCUCGACAUCAGUGCGGUGGCAAGCAGUUUGCGCGAUUUCGGUGGCACCGGCGGCGGUUCAUCGGCACUAGCUGCAGCCGGAGCUCCCGCGGGUUCGGCAAGUGCUGCGACAGCCGGGAAUGGUGCGGCGAACGGUGCUGGUGCUGGACCCGUUGCGACAGGAGCUGCUGGUGUUUCGCGCCAUGGUAGCGAUGCACGGCGGGAGAUCAGCAACAGCGUGCAGGCACAGAUCGAGCGCAUGUUUACGGACGUGGCCAAGGAGCACGGCAGUUCGGCCACGGCCAAUGUACAAAGCUUCAGCGUGCGGUGUCUAGGAUCACUACCACUGAAGGAUAAGGUGACGAGUCUCGUUGGUCUACAGGAACCGCUAAGACAGCUGUACCUAAGUGGCGCAGGACAUGGGACGCAGACGGGUGGAUCACUUGACAUCAGCCCGAUUGGGUUGCGUAUUAGGGCCGGCAGUGGCAAGGAACCGGCCGUCACACCGUUCCAAAACAUUGCCGUAUGGUCGGCGGUAAAGUUCGUCGUAUCGGGCGCUGAGGGUGGUGCCGCCUUUUUGCCACUCAUCACCGAUCCGGAAAACAUCGACAAAAGCUCAUUGUUCCGCCCGCUCAGUGCCGCCGAUAAGCGUCGGCUUUCGUCCGGCAUUCAUUCGCCGCUGUUUGCGAUCGUGAUGCGCUCCACGACCGUGCCACGCCAGCUAGAAUGCCACGGGUUCGUCUGCCAGACGCCGGAAGAUGCCAUUGUGAUUGCGGCAACGCUCUACCAAAGCCUGAUGGCUCACAUGAGCAGUGGCGAUAAUCAACGCCCAAAGCGUCCCAAGAAUCGUAAUGGCGUCAGCUGUAUGAGCAUUGCGAGCAGCACCGUGACCACCAACACCCAUGUACAGAGUGGUUCCACCAAGCUGUCCUCCCGGAGAUCAAGCGCCAGCCAGCGAAGCAUGCUGCCGCCACCACCGAGACCGCCGCGCAUGAAGCGCAGCGCAACGAGCUCACUGAGCGGCGAAAGUGAUGCCGUCGUAGGCGUCAACGAUGAUGAGUCGUCGACCGAGGAGCGGCGGAAGAAGAACGUCAAAAACAAACGGCCACCACCGAUUCCACCCAACCCACCGCGGGCAAUCUCUAACAGACCGAUGCUGGACGAGAUCUACACCGAUCGGAGCCAUUCGAAUGACGAAAAUGGCAUUGCCGCCAAGGAGGGACCGUACCCGGCGCUCACUGACAACUCGACCGGGGACAUACUGACCCGGGUGGCCAUACCGCGCUCCGGCAGCUUCCUGAAUACGGCCGGCCUAACAAGGUACAAAUCGCGCGCUACCCGGCGGCACACGGGCAAGGUGGGCGGUGGGGGCGGUUCCCCGCUCGGGUUCAGUGAGCUGUUCAACGAGUUCCGGCUGCAGGAGAAUCUGCACUCGCUGGACGAGAUCCUGAAUGCCAUAAUUAACUCGGACGGUAUGUCCUUUAACGAUCUGAAACCGAUCUACAAGGAGUUUCUGCUCAAGCUGGCGGUCACGCUGACGAAGGACGAGCUGUACCAGCGCUCGAAAAGCAUCAUGCGCCGGCAGAAGAAGAAAAAGUUGAAGCGAAGAAACAGUAACGUACAGAACCAGCGACGAAAGCUACUGAUUGGGGCCAAAGGUCUCAAGAAGGUGUUUCGGUUCGGUAAGUUUCGCAGCAAAAAAAGCACGACCAGCAACACCGGAGGAGCUCAUGCAGGGAGCGGUCAUGGCGUCGGCAACGGGCGAACUGGUGGCCACGGAAACGGAGCUGCUGGGCACGGUGGUGCACACGGCGCAGUCGGGCACGGUACGGCAACGAGUGGCCGGGUCCAUCAGCUCGCAGACCAGCUAUCACUGGAUCUUAAGGCGGCCGGAAAGAAGGACCGAUCACGAAUUGCAACUAGUGGUUCAGAAGUUUCAGAAGCUCGACAUGAGCAUACACUGACCGCGCACAACAGGAACAGCUCGAGCGGCUAUGUGUCGUGUUCGGAGUGUAGCUAUGAUUCGGAUGCCUGUACCUGUACGUCAGCCGAUCGCUGCUACUGCAGCUUGGGCGGCGAUGACAUCAAUGCCAAGCUCAACCAGGCGAGCAACCGCAGUUCGGCACCGAGCUGUCGAAGUGAGGACAAGUGUUACUGCUCGAUGGGCGAAACACCGAACGAAGAAGGUUCGACGACCUGGUGCGAUACGGACAGUUGUAUCAGCAACGAGAAGUGCUAUUGUUCGACACGCCACGGACAGGUGGCAAAGUGUGGCAGUGGAACUACAGCCGGAGUUCACAGUACGGGCAAGCUUUCCGGCACCAAGACGACGAAGGUGGACAAGCUAGCGUUGGACUACGAACUGUUCACCGUCGGUGGUAGUGGCCGUCCAGUAAAAGCAUCCGAAGCGCUUAGCGUUAAGAAAACGGUCGAGGUAGCGGCCGAGUUUGCCGAUGUGAAGCUUAGCCAGACGACGGACAUUACGAACCUGAAGGGUGAUGCACAGUCGAGCGCCACAUCCGGCAGCUCAUCGCUAGCGUCCACCACGAAGAAGUCCAGCGACCAUCGGAAUGCUUCCAGCCGUCAUCAUGGCCAUAAUCACCAUCACACGCACAACCAUCGCGAUCAGGAAAACGAUCAGAAACGUUCGAACGGUGGACAGGUGGGAGUGACCGGCGGUGGCAGCAGCAAUAACAAUCUGCACUACCACCGUCAUCACUACAGCACGAGCACGAAGAAAAAGAGCCUACCGAUGCAGCUUCCGGGCAGCGACUAUCAGUACAUCCACUCGACGCAGUCGGACCUGAUAGUGCGCAGUGGCAAGCAGGAGCUAAAGAAUCCGAAACGUAUGACCAAGUCGGAAAGCUACUAUCAAGCUGGUCGACCGGUCAGUUCUUCGCUAGGACUGGAAGAUUCGUUGGGCUAUCUGCCUUAGGAAUUGUUUUCGGGUGGAGUAGUUGUGUUAUAGUUUUUUGCUUUUUGUUUUGCUCAGUAAGCACAAGUACGAUUUUUUUCCUGAAAGUAAACGGCAAAUAUCACCUCGAACCGAUCCGUUACAAAGACCGGAAUCCGUUGGAGGACACAAUCUGUUUACUCUCAGUGAAGAUAAGCAUUCCUUCUUCUUUGGUUUUGUUUCUUUGCCCACCAUUGCGCUCCUAUUUCCUAUUCCAAUAGUUUAAGACUCUUUUCGUGGCGCAUUUACAAGCAUUGGAUUAUUGGCAGACAUGUUUGCAGUUCUUUUGGGAGGAUUUUUCUGAUGCCUCCAGUAGUUAGUGUAAUGUUUGUCAUUACUGGGUACAUUUGCCCAGGUAAUUCGUUGGAGAUUGUAAUUCACCAACAUUAUUCUCAUUUUAACAUACAAACUAAGACAACACAAAAAAGCAUGCUGCUCGGGCAGAUUAUGGACUCUAAGCGGACACUAGCGUUGGAUGCGCGUUGCUGCACUUUUCUUGGGAUGGUUUUAACCGAAUUAGACCUACUGUAAGCUGUACAAUUGUGGUAACGGUUGGGUAACUGCUAGCAGAGUUGAUUUAUUUUAAUGUGAAGACAAAAGAAAACCGGACACAUACGUAGCACUUUGUAGUUUUUCACACUAGACUAAGAACACGGUACGGUACAACAUUAAUGUUUGGAUUAUUUACCGAAGUACGAGCUGAAAUCUUGACUCCUUACAUCAACUUACGGUCCUUACACACAAAUGGCAAGUGUUUGCAUAACGUUCCAGUUGCACUUCGAUCGGAUCCCAGCUAUUGGUAACAUACGAUAAGAAUCCUUCUGUAGCACGACUGAACAAAGGAAAAGACUUACUAUUUAUUUUAGGAAUACUUUAAAAACAAAACACAGACACCUACACACAAUCUUCGUGCAAUAUAUAAGUUUCGUGGUAAAUGGAACCCGGUGCAAUAAUUAAAAGGGCUAACGUUUUGUGCAAUCAACGAUGCUAUUCGCAAGCUGAAUCAAUGAUAAGCUGUAGGUAACAGUAUGGGAAAUAUAGUGAUAAGUAUGGAAAACAAUCGUAGUGCAAUAAAACAUCUUUAAUUAAUAAAAAUUA
Molecule: messenger RNA, 6364 nt
Organism: Anopheles funestus (African malaria mosquito)
Lineage: Eukaryota; Metazoa; Arthropoda; Insecta; Diptera; Culicidae
Exons: 9
Coding region: 2006-5248 (1080 amino acids)
Source: RefSeq, a predicted model, not a curated record